This is a messenger RNA of Paramecium tetraurelia, 399 nucleotides long. RefSeq lists its product as uncharacterized. NCBI's taxonomy places the organism in Eukaryota, Ciliophora, Oligohymenophorea, Peniculida, Parameciidae. The record is from RefSeq and is a predicted model, not a curated record. The transcript is spliced from 2 exons.
AUGCAAAGGGGGUUGCUUGGUAUCUUAGUAUACAUUGUAAACUACAUACAAACUGAAAAGGACAUAAAUUAAUUUACAGAGCGAUUGCAACUGAGUUACCUGGAAUUGGAAGGGGCUUUCUUGGUUUCAGAAAUAGUUCGUAAACUAAACAUAGAAAUUCAAUUGGAUUUGUAUGCACAAACCCAGAAAUUGGUAGAUCAAAUAACUAUGCAUAGUAUAAUUGUGAUUGUUGUCAUAUUCUUAUUUGUGAUGUUCACGUCUUUAAUCAUUAGAAAAAGAUUACUUUAUAGGUAAUUCAUAAUGCAAAGGAUUCUCUAUCUAGUGCCAUUGUAGAUUCUGCUAUUUGAUGAUGGUUUUGAAAGAAAUGCUAAAACUAUAAUUCUAAGAGAAACCUUUUGA